Saccostrea echinata is the source of this 4199-nucleotide messenger RNA. RefSeq lists its product as uncharacterized. The transcript has a single exon. Gene Ontology annotation, molecular function: DNA helicase activity. Gene Ontology annotation, biological process: telomere maintenance; DNA repair. The record is from RefSeq and is a predicted model, not a curated record. NCBI's taxonomy places the organism in Eukaryota, Metazoa, Mollusca, Bivalvia, Ostreida, Ostreidae. Bases 634 to 3999 code for a protein of 1121 amino acids.
UCACUUAUACAAAGUCUGUAAACGAGCAGGAAUGGAUAUGUAACACUUGCAAUUCAAGCUUAAAAGAAAGUCGAACUCCAAAACUCUCUCUUGCAAAUGGAAUGACAUGGAUUCAAAAACCAAGUGAAUUAAAUCUGUUACCAUUGGAAGAAAGACUUGUAUCAUUAAGAAUUCCCUUUAUGCAAAUAAGAGAAUUACCAAGAGGAGGACAGUAUUCUGUAAAAGGAAAUGUUGUAAAUGUGCCUGUUGACAUACAGCCAACAAUUAAUAGCCUUCCCAGGAGACUUGAUGAAAAUAUCACAAUACCUGUGAAGCUAAAAAGAAAACUUAUCUUUUCAGCACUCUUAUUGUCAUGAAAAUAUCCGACCUACAAAGGUUCUGAUUGCUUUACAUUGGUUAAUGAAAAACAGUGAAUAUUAUCAGAAUUCAAACAUAAACAUAGAUGACAACUGGUUCCAUGAGGUCACCAAUUCAGCAAGCGAAUUAAUGCGAGAGUUUAUAGAGGGCCACACCAAUCAAGAUUCAACAAUGCAUAAUGAAUAAGAUGAAUCAGACUCUGAUGAAUUCUCUGAAGUUGAUAGUAGUAGUAAGGAUGGAAAUUGUGAUACACUACUAGACAGUGACUCAUAUGAUAUGAAUCAGAUCUUCACAUUUGCUCCAGGACAGGGACAGCGUCCAAUUAGUUUGUAUCAAGAUCAAAUGGCUGAGUAUUUGUCAUUUCCAACAAUAUUUUGUGGUAAAGGAAGAAUAGAAAAUGAUCAGCGUCAAGUACCAGUUUCAUAUGCUGAUAUUGCCAAGUGGGAAUUACGAAGUGUUGAUAGACGUGCUGCACAGUCGGUACCAAACUUGUUUUUCAAACUGAAAAAGAUUCAACUAAAACAGGUAACAGACAAAUGCAAUUUAGCUCUUAGAAAGUGCAAAACAAAGGGGAAAACCUUUACUGCAAAUGAAAUAAGAAAUCCUGAUCAAAUUAACAACAUUGUUAGAUACAAUGAGGGAUUUUAUGUAUUCAAACAGUUGAGAAAUUCUCCUCCUUAUCUUGAAACAAGAAAGAAAGAUGAUUUUGCAAUGAUACGACAGCUUGGUCUACCAACUUGGUUUAUGUCCUUUUCUGCUGCAGAUACACGAUGGAAUGAUCUGAUAAGGGCACUAGGGGUUUUAAACGAUGACAGAGAGUACACAGAUUCUGAAAUUGAGAGCAUGACAUGGACUGAAAAAUCGAAGUUGGUUCAGAAAGACCCAAUUACAUGUACAAGGUAUUUUGAUCAUCGUUUUCGAACUUUUUUGAAUACUGUGCUUAAGAGUGAUCAUCAUCCUAUUGGCAAGGUACAGGACUUCUUCUAUAGGGUUGAAUUUCAACAAAGGGGAUCACCACAUGUUCACAUGAUUGUUUGGAUUGAAAAUGCUCCAAAAUACUUAGAAAAUGAUGACAACGAAAUUGUUGCAUUUGUUGAUAGCUACUUAAAAUGUGAAAGAAAUGCAGAAGACAAUAUGCUAGAAUUACAGGUGCAUAAACACUCACAAACAUGCAAAAAACGAGGAAAAGCUGUUUGUAGAUUUGGAUUUCCACUUCCACCACUCCAAACUACCAUGAUAUUAGAACCUUUGGACAGUGAAGUUGAGAAAUACAAAAAGAUGUAUAAAGCUAUGCAAGACAAAAUGAAUGAAUUUAAAAAUGGAUGUGAUGUAAGCUUCAGUUUCCAAGAGUUCUUGCAGGAUAUAGUACAAUUAUCUGAAGACGAUUAUAUCAAAUGCAUCAGAAGUUCCUUGAGAGGACCCAAAGUAUUUCUAAAGCGUAAACCCUGUGACCUUAGAGUGAAUGCUUACAACAGUACUCUUCUUCAUGCAUGGGCAGCUAAUAUUGACAUUCAGUAUGUACUGGACCCAUAUGCUUGUGCAAUGUACAUUGUCUCAUACAUAAGUAAAUCCCAAAGGGGUAUGAGUGAUCUCCUGAGUAGAGCUGCAAAAGAAGCAAGAGAGGGCAAUCUUGACAUUAAGAGACAAGUUAGACACAUUGGAAAUCAAUUUCUCAACAGUGUUGAAGUUGGGGCACAGGAAGCAGCAUAUCUGGUUUUGCAAAUGCCACUUACAAAAGCAUCAAGAGAUGUAAUAUUUAUAAACACAUCUCCAACUGACGAGCGUGUAAUACUUGUCAAACCUGAUUCAGAACUUGAAAAGUUGAAUGCUACCUCCACAGACAUAGAAUGCAGUAACAUAGUCAAAAGAUAUGCAAAACGUCCAAAACAACUUGAAAACUGGUGUUUAGCUGACUAUGUCUCACAGAUAGAUGUAGUUUUCCCAAAAGAAAAUACAAAUGAGCUGUCUGAAAUGGAAACAAAUGAUGAUGAAAUGCACCAGUCAGAAAAUGAAGAAAGUGGAUCUGAUACUGAGGGUGAAUUUAAAGAUGACAGCACAUUAGUUGUGUUGAAAAAUGGAAUAAAAAUCAAGCGCAGAAAAACACCAAGAGUUAUAAGAUAUGUGCGCUAUAGUUUAAAGACAGACCAAGAAAAUUACUAUAGAGAAAAACUAAUGCUGUUCACUCCAUGGAGAAAUGAAAGUUCUGAUCUUUUGUGUGGACAACAGAGCUUUGAGCAGUCAUUUAACCACAAGAAAUUUUUCUUAACUCAGAAAAUCAAACAGUAUGAACACAAUGCUGAUGCGCUUGAGCAGGCAGAACAGAUGGCACAAGGUGAUUUGACAGAAGCAUAUGAUGAAUUAGCUCCUGGUGCUCAACAAACUGAGGCAGAAGAUGAAUAUGAAGGAAAUGUUGACUCUGAAAAAUUUGUACACUUUAAUCCUGAAAGGCCAAUUGAACAGAGAGAGUAUGAUAUAAGAAAUGAUGUUGGAAUUCCAUCAACAAGACAACUGAGUGAGCAGAGCUCUGUUAGAUUACCUGAUGAUGAGUAUUUAAAGCUUGUAGCCAGUCUGAAUUUGAAGCAACGUGAAUUCUUCAAUCAUGUUAUGCAAUGGAUCAAAUGUAAACAGGAACCUAUUCACGCAUAUCUGUCAGGAGGUGCAGGCGUUGGGAAGUCGGUGUUAAUCAGAGCACUUUAUCAAGCUUUACAUCGGUAUUUAUGUGCUAAGGAGGGAGAAAAUCCAGACGAUAUACGAAUUCUUCUUUGUGCAUACACUGGUAAAGCUGCAUUUAACAUUGGUGGUCAAACAAUUGCUUCUGCAUUUCAUCAGAAAAUUAACCAAAGGCAGCAAAACAUGCAUUGUGAUGAACUGAACACAUUUAGAACUAAAUAUAGGAAUUUGUCAGUUGUCAUCAUAGAUAAAAUUUCAAUGGUUGGUAAUGCAAAGUUGGAAUUUAUCAAUGAUAGACUUCAGCUUCUUACUGGUUUGAAGAAGCCCUUUGGAGACAUUAGUAUUAUUGCUGUUGGAGAUUUCUUUCAACUUACACCAAUCAUGGAUGGAUGGAUUUUUCAAGAUUUAAAACAAAAUGCCCAAGCACUUGCAUGUAAUCUUUGGAAAGAAAAUUUCACCUUAUUUGAGUUAGAUGAAGUAAUGCGACAAAAAAAUGAUUUAGAAUUUGCACAGCUUUUGAACCGUCUUCGUCACAAUGAGAUGACUUCUGAGGACUUGGAUAUAAUUCACAAGUGCAUCAUUGCUGAAAAUAGUCCUGAUUAUCCACACAAUGCUCCCCAUCUUUUCACAAUGAAUGCGAAAGUAGAUGAAUAUAACAAUAAACUCAUAGAGCAACUUCCUGGUGAAAAAGUCAUUGUGAAAGCUUUUGACAGUGUCCUCCAAGACCACAGUAAGUCUGUGAAAGACCGACUACUCAGAUCAUUGCAAAAUCAAGAUGAUGUAAGCAAAACUGCAAAUCUCAUGACAAGACUAACUCUAGCCAUUGGAAUGAUAUAUGACAUUACAGUUAAUAUUGAUGUUACUGAUGGUUUGACAAAUGGCUCAUCAUGUACUGUAUAUCUUGUUGAAAACAGAUUACCUGGUGUAUCAAGGCCAAGUAUAGUGUGGGUAAAUUUUUGGAUUCUGCAGUAGGGAGAAUUGCUCGACAGAAAUACAGACACCUUUUCCAUGAUGAUAUUAAGGAUAAUUGGACACCAAUAUUUGACUGUCAGCGAUCUUUUGUUUAUAAUUCAACUACAUAUCAAAGAAUACAGUUUCCUUUAAGACCAGCUGCUGGUAAGACAAUCCAUAAGGCCCAGGGCUGCACUGUUGAUGAAAUUGUAAUAGAUCUG